GUCAGACCCUCUGGUUGUCGUUUCCUCCUCUCUAGAUGUCGUUGUGUUAACUGGCUGCUGUGUGAACUUGUUCUGUAAAGUCGACGAGACGACCUCGCCUGGUGACAUGAGAGAGACGCCAUGAUGAGACGACCUCGCCUGGUGACAUGAGAGAGACGCCAUGAUGAGACGACCUCGCCUGGUGACAUGAGAGAGACGCCAUUCUGCCCGUUGGAGGUUAUUGUUGUGUUACAGAGCGUUGCUGUAACACAUCUGAUACUGCCUGUCUCUCUACCUGUCUCUCUCUCUCACUGACAGGAAGUGGGUGACUGAGUUCAGGUGAGGUCUUGGUGGGUUGGGCUUAGCCCCCUAAGCCACCAUAUGAUUGGCUGUUGGUGAUGAUCGCAACCGGUGGCCUCCUGCGGAUCAACGCACGACGACAAGAUUCACUGAAAAACAAAUCACAAAAAGAACACACACACAAGAAGAAGAAAAAGAAGAGGAGGAGUGAGGUGGUCGUGGUGAAGGGGAAGUUGAAGGUCUUUUCAGUCUCUGGUCUGGUGGCGGCUCUCGGCAUACUGGUUCUGUUGGUGGGUGUCGUCAUGGCCGCCCUGGGUUACUGGCCUCGAGAAGGACUGUUCCUCAGCGCACGGCCACAAGAGGGCGCUGCCAUGGCAUCAGUGUCUACCAGCAGGGCACCUGUAGACGUCCAGGGGGGGGAGAGGGGGGAGGACGAAGCUGAGACUGUCUACAGAGGGGGAGGAGUCGACAGAGGGGGAGGAGGAGGGGAUGAAGAUGGAGGAGUGGGGGUUGGUUAUAAUCAAACAGAAAAACUCAACGGGACAUCUGGACAUCGCCCACAAGGCUUCCUGGAGGAUUUCCUGGACAGGUAUCUGUACUCUGAUAGGCUGAAGGUCUUAGGCCCUCUCAUCAUGGGCAUCGGUAUCUUCCUUUUCAUCUGUGCGAACGCCGUCCUGCACGAGAACCGCGACAAGAAGACCAAAGUUAUCAACCUUCGGGACAUUUACUCGACCGUCAUCGACCUCCACAGCCUCCGCAAACCCAAUGCCUCCUCUGGCUCCUCCCACAAUCCCCUCAAUGGCCUCAUUAACUACGUCCAAUCAAAGAGCCUGGAGACCAAGCCUCGACAAUACCCAGCCUCUUUGAUGAACAGGAGGGAGGGAGGGGGAGGAGGGGAGGGGGGCAGGGCCUAUGGUACAGAGGGAGGAGACUCAGUGUUCAGUAUCUACCAGGAGGAGGAAGUUCCUGUUCCCCCUCCCUCCUCUGACAGACUCUCCCUCCCCCCAAGCUUCAGCCCCCCCCUAUCUUCCACCUACUGGACCUCCUUUCAGAAGGAGGCACUCAGCUCCUUCACCCUCCCCCUCCGCCACCCACGCCCUUCCCCCUCCCACAGGAGGCACUCAGCUAGGACAGGGAUGGGCGGGGCUAGCGACACAGGGGGGAAAAAGGAGCAGAGGAUGGAGGAGGGAGGCCACAGAGGGGAGGUGGAGGAGAUGUUUUUGCAUCCACCACAUCCUCUGUGCGCCUCCACUCCCCCCCCGCUGAGACCCGGUCAGGGAUCAUCUGGACUUUCCUGCAGCUCCUCCAGUCUCAACAGGGGGCCACCAGGAGGCUCCCAGGCCAUGCUUCUCCUCUCCUGCUCCUCCCUCACCCCCUCCCACCUUUCCCUAUCAUCUCUGUCUCAUCUCCUCUCCUCUUACUCCUCCACACUAGUCCCACCCUGCAGGAGGCGGAGCCUCCCGAGCAGCAGUGCCGCAGGUUACAGCAAACUGACAAAAGGAGAAGAUGAAUCGUUUGAGUCAACUGAGAUGACAUCAUUACAUUUUAUGAAAUCACAAGAGGGGGGUCAAUGGUCAGGAGAAGUGACAUCACACAGGGAGAAGCUCAGGAUGAUCUCGCAGGCCGACGACCAAUCAGGAGUCAGAGAAGCACAAGUCGGAGGUCAAGUUUGAUGACAUCAUCAUCCAAUAAGAAGGAACUGUUAUUUUGGAUAUAAAAUGUAUUUCCAUUUUAAUAACCUGAUUUGACUAGGAUUAAUUUGUUAACUCCAAAGAUUAACUCAUGGACUAGGAGUAUUAACUCGUUGAUUUGGAGGAUUAACUCGUUGACUUGGAAGAUUAACUCGUUGAUUUGGAGGAUUAACUCGUUGAUUUGGAGGAUUAACUCGUUGACUUGGAAGAUUAACUCGUUGAUUUGGAGGAUUAACUCGUUGACUUGGAAGAUUAACUCGUUGACUUGGAGGAUUAACUCAUUGACUUGGAAGAUUAACUCGUUGAUUUGGAAGAUUAACUCGUUGACUUGGAGGAUUAACUCAUUGACUUGGAAGAUUAACUCGUUGACUAGGAAGAUUAACUCGUUGACUAGGAGGAUUAACUCGUAGGAGGAACUGUCAGUUCUUAGCUCAGCUGACUGAGUAACAAAGAGAAUAUCAAACUUCAUAUUUACUGCAAAUGUUUUUCUAUCAAAUGUUUGAUCAGCUGACGUUUGAUCAACAGUUGAUGUUUGGGGUUUGGCGACUCGAUGCGUCUGUAUGGCGUUCAGUGUUUGAUGAACUGCUCAUGUGAAAUAAACUGUGGCGUGAUCGGACACUGUGAGUCGAGUGUACAGUUUCCAUCCUGAGUCGUCAGUAUUUAGAACAUCCAACAGUUUGAGUCAGAAGCCUGUAGACUCUGGAUUCUCUGUUGUUGAUCAAACAGGAAGUAUUUAGUUUCAAACAAACUCAUGUUUGAUGACCUGCAAUCAAUUCGACAACAGUCAUGUUACGAAGAGCCUGAUGUAUAGAGAAGAGUUUAAUCUGCAUAAAGAUAAACAUCUCAGCUCAAGAGUGGAGAUCUGUGGAGAAUAAAAGAGGACUAAGAAUAGAGCCCUGAGGAACACCUGGAGAAUUUGGAGAACGUCCAUGUAGUCCUGUACUGUAAUACAGUACAUCAUGUCUGUUGGAUUUUUAUUUAUUUAAAUGAUUUGAUAAAUGGAUGUUAUGCCCCUCCCCCUAGAGGCUUCAACAAGUAACCACUAGUUCAAAGACAACUCUGAUGGAAUCCUUGAUCUUGAUAAUCACACUUACAAUAUAUCAACUAACGCUCUAAAUCUGUAUUCUAACUGUGAUUUCAGGAGUUUUUUUUUUAAAAGAACAGUGCAUAUAAGAGGGCUAAAUAAGUUCAUCAUUUGUACCUGUGAAUGUCACCUGUGACCUCAGAAUGCGUCAAACACCUGUUCAGUUUAAUAUUUGAGCCAUAACUUCCAUCAGCAUGUAACAAAACUAUAACUAGAGGUUUAAACUCAAAGUAUUUUAUUUUAAAAUUCUCCUGAGGGAAAGUUUUCCUUCACAACGUCUUCCACCUAAACUGAACCAGGAUCAACCCAACACUACAACGUCCAAUCAGAUGAAGUUUCUAAUAGUUUGUCUGCUGUGUUUGACAUUUGACAUCAGAAAAUAAAAGGAAAGCACAAUGAG
Messenger RNA from Labrus bergylta (ballan wrasse), 3454 nucleotides. The record is from RefSeq and is a predicted model, not a curated record. Lineage: Eukaryota; Metazoa; Chordata; Actinopteri; Labriformes; Labridae.